Molecule: messenger RNA, 1962 nt
Organism: Closterium sp. Yama58-4
Lineage: Eukaryota; Viridiplantae; Streptophyta; Zygnematophyceae; Desmidiales; Closteriaceae
Source: the annotation of a GenBank genome assembly
AUGACUGACCUUGACUCUGCCUUAUCUCGCGGUUUCCGUCCUAAGGACGAAAAGCAGAAGCUUGAUCACAUGUGGAGCGCAGCUAACCACACCCAAGCAACUUACAUCCAUCCCAUUUCACCACUACUCGAGAAAAUGGAUGCAGUUACUGAGAAGAGCGUUAAAAGCAGCCCCGUUUCACCGUUCCAGUUCUUUCCCACCACUCCUCAAUGCCCCUCCCUUUCUCCUUCAUCCUCACCGGAGUCUUCCCACGUCACCGCUGUCUCAUACAAGGAUGAUCCCUCGCCGCCGAUUGGCUUGAGCCUCAGCCCGCCUUGCCCCACGUCGGCCCAAAGCGAAGUCGACGAUCAUAUCUCUCCUUCUGCUGAAUCGGCAAAGGCUUCGGCUGACGUGUCUUCACACUGGAAGCUUCCUCACCCCAAGACAAUUAAGCCGCAGCCAUCUACCGUUCCUCUCCCCGUCGCAGCGGAGACAGAAACCAAGGCAGCUCCUUCCGUCCCUACUCCUUUUCCUCACUUCCCCGCGCCAGCAGCAGCACCGGUCCCCUUCGGCCACAUUCCUCCUUACCCAGCGGCAGCUGCGGCCGGCUGGUGGGCUCCUUUCGCCGCGUUUCCUUCCCACGUGCUGCUCGCCCACUCACCCGCGGCCGGUCAAGCGCAACAGCAGGCGAUGGGGGCGCAACAGAGGACUUGGGUUUCCAAUGCGCCACCGUGGUUCUGCUUUGGUCCCUCUCCCUUCCUUUCCCCUGCGCGUCCUGCCUUACUGGCCCCUGGUGUUAACGCUUCGGAUGUCAACCUGGAGAUUAAUAAGAGUCUAAUGGCUGUCAGCAAGCCUUCCCUCUCUGGCGACGGUUCUCGCACCCGCGUGCCUUCUUCUGUGGCGACGAAAGCUUCUGUCAAGCGAAGCCCGUCGGCGAAAUUGGCGACGAAGCCAGUGGAGGUGUUACCACGUGAGCGGCUCGCGACGGGAUUUCGCCCGUGGAAGGCUGCGAGCAGGAGCUCUGGGUCGAAUGACACGUCAGCUCUGCUCUCGUCCAAUGGCGCCACGACAACGUGCUCUGCAGCUGUGGAAGCAUGCGCUUCAUCCCGCCGCGCCGUCCCAUUCGCGCUGAAACCUUGCAGCCAGGGCACGGAGGGCCUUCACAAAUUGGAGGCCGACGGGCAGCCAAUUCGCCCAGCAGCGCAGCAACCACGGGGCCAGGCGGGUCCGGUCAACGCAGUCAAACCAGUCAACGCAGUCAACCCCGUCAACACUAUCAGUCCGAUGAGCCAUUUUCCGACUCCCAUUCACAUCCUCCCGGCUAUCUCCCCUGUCCCCAGCUUCCAGUCUGCUGCUGCCGAUCAAGCCAGGGCUUAUGCCUGCACUAUGGGUCAGUACCCCGGUUUCCCCUGGACCGCAGCUGCCGCUGCCGCCGCUGCUGGUGCUGGUGCUGGUGCUGGCGGCGCUGCGGCUGUUUCUGCUGCUGGAGUUUUCGGCUUUCUGAACCCUGCCGGAACGGUUGCUUCUGAGGCUGGUGCGGGAGUGGUGGGGGAUAAGAGGAGGCUGGGGAGGGCAGAGGGCACAGCGGCUGGGAGCGUGGAUGUGCAAGGGAAGAGGAAAAAGAGGCAAAAGCACGGUGGAGUGGGUUCUGAGGUGGUGGAGGGCACUGCGUCUCUGAGAAUGAAUGGGAAGAGUGGAGAAAUGGAGGGAGAGUGUGGCCGUAGCAAGGAACAAGAGGAGGAGGAGAGGUCAAAGGAUAAUGAAAAGGAGAGGGAGAAGGAGAAGGAGAAGGCGUGCAGGAAUUGUGGGACGCACACGACUCCGUUCUGGAGGAAGGACCGAUCGGGGAGUGGGCAGCACCUGUGCAACGCGUGUGGGCUCUACCUUGCAAAGAAUGAUGCCCCUCGGCCCUCUGUGCUCUGGAAGAAAGAGUCCCAAGGGGCUCCGGACACCACCAGCCAUGCACUUGCUGCCAAAGCCUGA